GCGGAAGUCGGUAUGAAUGGCAACAGCGCUAACUGGUAUUUUGUGUUUUUAGUCUUGAUUACGCCACAAAUACAUAAUAUAAAGGCACUUGGUUAAAUACCGAGAAAGCUGGCUUUGUAAUAUGUUGUUUGACAGUGACCGUAGCUAGCAAGUUAUCUUAUUGACUUACUCUUUCCUUAAAGUGUCCGUCAGCCAGCAACAUGAAAGUCCGCUCGUCUGUGUUUGCCUCGUUUAUUUUAAUAUUUGAAGUGUGUGGCAUUGCCCUCUUCCUGCGGGGGUUUUUCCCUGUGCCUGUCAAGUCUUCUUUCUCAUACAAGAGCAGGCUGUCAGAUCUGCCGGCGGAGCCGCUGUCAGGGAGCUCUCCAAAUUCCUCUCGCCUCCCGCAGCCCCUUUUUAAAAGGGUGGUUAUAAUGCUAGUGGAUGCUCUCCGGGAGGACUUUGUGUUUGGACCCAAUGGUCGCAUGUACAUGCCCUACACCAGGCAUGUGGUGGAAAGAGGCUCAGCGCACAGCUUUGUGGCCAAGGCAAGACCUCCAACAGUCACCAUGCCCAGGAUCAAGGCUCUCACUACUGGCAGUAUCCCAGGCUUCAUUGAUGUGGUAAUGAACCUAAAUUCUCCUGCUCUGCUGGAAGACAACCUCAUUUGGCAGGCCAAAACAGCAGGGAAGAGGAUAGUUUUCUAUGGAGAUGACACCUGGGUGCGCCUCUUCCCCAAACACUUCAUGGAGUACGAUGGCACAACCUCCUUCUUUGUAUCCGACUACACUGAGGUUGACAACAACGUGACCCGUCAUUUGGAUAGCACCCUCAAGAGAGAUGACUGGGACAUUUUGAUCCUUCACUACUUAGGCCUGGACCACAUUGGUCAUAUCAGCGGGCCCCACAGUUCACUCAUCCAGCCCAAACUGCUGGAGAUGGACGACAUCCUGAAGAAGAUCCACAGCGCCCUCAUUUCAAAGGAGGCAGAGGGAUCUCUGCCCUACCUGCUGGUGCUCUGUGGAGACCACGGCAUGUCGGAGACCGGCAGCCACGGCGGCUCCUCGGAGCCAGAAGUCAAUACGCCCCUGGUGCUCAUAAGUCCAGCCUUCAAAAGGAAAGUGGGAAUGGAGAAACCUGGGGUGGUUGAGCAAGUUGACCUGACCCCGACCUUGGCCCUGGGACUCGGCCUGCCCAUAUCUCAAAACAGCGUGGGCCGCGUCAUCCCCGGUGUCUUGGAAGAAACCUCACUGCGAGACCAGCUGCGCUUCCUGCAUCUCAAUGGCCACCAGCUCAGCAGCCUGCUCAAAGACAGCAUGCCCAACUAUGAGAAAGAGGCCGGCUUUGAGCAGUUCCGUGUGGCAGAAAAGGCUCAUGGGAGCUGGAUGAAGCUCUAUCUGGAGGGAAACACCUCUGAGGUGCUGAGCAACAUGGGGAAAAAGGUCCUGAAGCAGUAUCUUGAUGCCCUGGCCGCCAUGAGCUCGGCUCUCAGCAAACAGCUGGGCAAGUACGACAUGUACUCCAUGAUCGCAGGCAUGAUCUUUGUAUUUCAGCUCCUGUUGGUCUUACUGCUGGCUAUGCCUGAAGCCCUCAGUGGUGCAGCAGCAGUGGACCUCCCAGUCCUCUCAGCCCUGCUCUCCCUGCCUUUCUACCUCCUGUGCCUGCUGCUUGCCUCAGUUCACGUCUUGGUGUGCACAUCCGCAGAGAGCUCCUGCUACUUCUGCAGCCUCUCCUGGGGUCUCGUGUUUGCCGCUGUUGUCUUCUCCUCAGCAAUGUUUUGUAUUCUGGUCUCCAUGGCAACACGCCGACUUCCCCUGGGAGCAAAGAUUCAUGGGAAGUCUCCGCUGAGGAGUAGUGGCAGUGAGUGGUCGCUGUCAGAGCUGGAUGUGUUGCUCCUGGCGGGCACCAUCGGACACACUCUCAGCUUGGCCGCCAGCAGCUUCGUGGAGGAAGAGCACCAAACUUGGUACUUUCUGCUCAGCACCCUCUGCCUCGCCGUCUUCCAGGACGUCUGUCGCAAGUACUUCAGAGAGCAGAAGGGCUCAGGAGAUGAGGAGGAGCAUGUCCUCCCUUCCAAAGACUGUCAUCCCUUGGCUCACCCUAAGGCAGAGAUUUGCUCAGAGAAGUGGCUAGCAUUAGCCACACCGCCCUUCAUUCUGGCCUGCUGCCGGCUGCUGCGCUCUCUCAACCAGACCGGGGUACAAUGGGCUCAUCUUCCUGAUGUUGGACAUUGGCUUAACAGCUCCGAGCACAAGAUGGUACUCUCUCUGCUGGCUGCUUUCUGUUUGGUCCUUAUCUACCUCCUGGUUCAAAGGCGGUGCUCAUGGGUCUCCAAGGUUGCCCUCGCCCUCGGACUUUUGGGUGUCUACAGCUACCGGGCAGCUGUCGGCAAUGUCUUGUUUCCCUGGCAACACUCUGGUCGUACUAUGUCCAAGGGAACAGUGGAGGCACGCUUUGUUUAUGUCUUCGUUUUGGGCAUCCUCUUCACGGGCACCAAGGACCUGCUCCGAUCCCAGAUCAUCACAGCAGAUGCCAAACUGAAGAGCAGGGGAUUGUGGGAGAUUUACAGCGGCUUGGUUUUGUUGGUGUCGCUCUUGUUUCGUGCUCACAACCUGCCCGUGCUGUGCUGCUGCCUGUUGAUCCAGACCCUCAUGGCUCAGUUUGUCUUGAGGAAACUCCACUAUGAUGCAGCCCAGACCACCAUCAUUCACUACUGGUUUGGUCAGGCCUUCUUCUACUUUCAGGGAAAUUCCAACAACAUUGCCACCGUUGACAUUUCAGUCGGCUUCAUUGGACUGGAAAGCUACGUAGAGGCACCUGCCAUCUUCUUAACAGCCCUCAACACUUACGCAGGGCCCCUGCUCUGGGCGUGCCACCUCGUCUGCUACCUCAGCUCAGAGAGAGAGAGGAGCCCGGUUGCAGUCGGCCAUGGUUGCUACUGUUUGGCCCUGCUGAGGUCUGUGCCAGCUGCAGCCUACAUUGUGCUGGUAACUGUUCUUCGCUACCAUCUCUUCAUAUGGAGCGUCUUUUCACCAAAAUUACUGUACGAGUCCAUGCACCUGCUGCUGACUGCAGGGGUCUGUCUCUUCUUCAACACCAUGGAGCAAAGCCACAGCUCCAGUAAGUCGUAGGCAGCCAGAGACGCAGAGCUCUCAUUAAGGAAUUCAGAUAAGUCAGAGGGUCGGACGCAGUCUCUUAACUCUGUGUGUAAGAAACACAAAGACUGACACUACAAUAUGCUUGUCAUCAGUGCGUAGUACACUGACCUGCUCACAGUGUGUGAAUAGAUGCUUCGUAAUGACUCUGUACAUCUGGUUUGCAAAAACACUUUGAAAAUGCAUUAACAGUGUAUUUUUGUGGGCAGUUUAUUUAGUAUUUUGCUGUUUCCAAGGAGAAAAUGUUUGCAGGGGAAUAAACAUGGAAUGCUGUAAAGAAACUUUUUGAGGGAGAAUAACUUUAACAUACACAUAUUGUAUAAUACCUCAGGGACUGGUGUGCAGUGCUACAUAGACUCCAUGGGUAAUUUAAUGUAGCUUUAUUUUUACAGGGGAAAACAACGUGUUUAAGUUGAACAGAGUGUAAACGUGUGAUGUUUGGGUGCUUACAGAGCUGAGCUCUUUAGAUGACAGUCAUUUUAUAGGUCACCAAACUCAAAAUGCUUUUUGCCACAGCAGGAAAAGCACAGGUGUAAAUAAUAGAAUGAAAAAUGGCCGAAUUCCAUUUAGCUGCUUCAGUUUCAGGGUCCUGGUUUUGCGCACGCUGCUCACGGUCACACUUUCAUGGCUUACUGGGGCACUUGAAUACAACAGAGCCAUUGUUAAUGUGAACACCUGUGAUUUUCCUGCUGUGAAAAAGACCUAUUGACUAAUCAUAAAGGUUUAUGUUGUUCUGGAUUGAACACACUUUCAGGCACAAACACCUAACAGAAGUGUGAAGGGGAUGUCAGCUACAGUCUGGACCUGUUCAUUCUGUCCAAGGACGACCUGAUGUCCAAGUCCAAGAGACUUCAUCUUCAUUUCACGGUGUCUGUUUAGAUGCAUUAAGUUCAGGGCUGGACAAUAAACCACAUUUAUCAAAAAAAAAAAAAACAUUAUUAAUCUCAAAUUGGCCUAAAUUUAUUCGUAACUCAAUUUUCAACAAAUGGAUAUUUAGAUUUCCAUGUAGUUUACUCUGUGACUGAGAAAAGGAAGUAUCAUGGUAUGUUAAAAGGUUUAUGUUAUAAGUUGUGGCACAUGUUCACAGCUCUAACUCACAUUUUACUCAUUCAGUAGCAAUUUCAGAGUCUUGGCAAACAUUUCUACUUCAUAUGUCAGCUAGAGGUGUGAGGCCCAUUAUAGAGAAAGGAAAAAAGGAAAAUCACAAAUACUGAGCUCAGUGUUAUAAACGGUCAUCAUUCAUCUACAACAGCUUUUUGAAGAUGUGAAUUGAUUAAGAACACUUUCCUCUUUUUUUAAUCUCAUACAUUGUUCAGUAGGAGAUAUAGUCUGAAAAAAUACAUUUUCUAGUUGGAUGACCUUAAGUUUCUGCUGAAGGAGCAUAAUCCCCUUUUUUUUGUUCGCUCUCCUUAUCCAGCUGUUUCCUCCUGAGUAUAUGUUACAAUUUUCAAUGUGUAGGUCAUACAACUUCCAGACUCUGGCAGAUUUAUCUGACUUAUAAACUUCUUUAACUUCUACUCUGUUCCUUCAGUAUCACUGAGAAUACUACCAAAGUAAAGUUGGCAAGCUGGCGGUCAUCCAAAGCAAUAAGAGUAUGGAACCAAAAGAGCAAACCAUGCGUUGCUGUCCAAGUACUUGUGGAGUACACAAGUAUAGUAUCUCACUGAGAGCUUGGACUCAGAAAAUGGAAAUAUCCAAACUGCAGUUACAGUGAGUGAGGACUGAUGUCCAGGUUUCAUCGAACCUUUCAAUGUCACAAACUCACCGCUUCUGUAACAUAAACUCAUCAUGUUUGUUCGUGUAAUUUGACCCAUAAAAAUGUUCCCGCCUCCCGUACGCAGGACUGCAGUCUUUUAUAAUAAAGUAAGAGCAAAGAUUUCCGUUUCAGCAGGUAUCUUGUUGAGUUAUGGCCGUGUGUGAUGUCAGUAAACAGCUGUGACUACUUCAAAGCUCCUUGCUGAUUAUAACCUGACAGUUCUUACAUCAUUAUCCUUUGAGAUUUGUCCAGAAAAAAAAAAAAAAAGCAAGUUUAAAGAUUUGGUGUUAAAGCCGCAGUGUGCAACUUUUCACCUCCAGGCAGUAAAAUGAAUUGUAAGUUCCCGCCCCAACACUUGUCACUCACCUUGAUGAGCUGUCUGCCUUGAAACAGCAUCUCGCCCGCAGCUAAGAUCACUGACAUCCCCCAAGUCACCACAGGCGUUGGAGAAGCAGAUGCCAAACUGAGAAAGGAGGGG
Messenger RNA from Toxotes jaculatrix (banded archerfish), 5365 nucleotides. RefSeq names its product phosphatidylinositol glycan anchor biosynthesis class G (gene pigg). The coding region runs from base 201 to 3107 and encodes 968 amino acids. The record is from RefSeq and is a predicted model, not a curated record. Gene Ontology annotation, biological process: GPI anchor biosynthetic process. The transcript has 13 exons. NCBI's taxonomy places the organism in Eukaryota, Metazoa, Chordata, Actinopteri, Toxotidae. Gene Ontology annotation, cellular component: endoplasmic reticulum membrane.